AUGCCCAAAUGCCCAUUCCAUAAAAUUGUCAGCUCAACCACUGGAGACAAUUUGCUUUUUGUUUCUGGGUCCAAGUUUUUGCUAGUUGAUUCAAACAAUGGAUCCAUUUUGGCAGCUGUAGGAGCUACUGAAAAGGAAGUAACUGAUCAGUAUCCUGAUGCAGAAUGGAUUUCUCAAAAUCUUCUUUUCAAUCAGUCCAUCAGUGGUAUUGGAUGGCAUCAAUCAUCCAAUACUCUUGCAAUCACCAACAAUAACAAGGAUAUGCAGCUAUGGCGAAGAAUUCCAGGAAAAUCAUGGAAUCUGCUAAAUACAAGACCGAUUAUCAAGAAAACCCAAUGCAUUCUGUUCAGUCCAUGUGGAGAAUAUGUGUUUCUUGGAGAUAAAUUUGGAGAUGUGUAUCGCAAUGCUGUGGAAGAUCCCAAAAAGCCAGCAGAGUUGAUUCUUGGACAUGUUUCAAUGCUUACCGACAUGUCUUGGUCGCAAGAUGGAAAGUAUAUCAUCACUGCUGAUAGAGAUGAAAAGAUUAGAGUAUCCAAAUACCCACACGCAUUUGAUAUUGAGCGAUUCUGCCUUGGACACGAACAGUUUAUCUCUCGUAUAUUGGUACUUUCGAAUGUUGUAGUUUCUGGUGGUGGUGAUCCAUUUCUGAUUGUCUGGGACUAUCUGGCUGGAACUAUUUUGCAAAAGCUGACCGUUCUGGAUGAUAAGGUUGACAUGAAAAAUACUAGUGUUCUAAGUAUUGAGUAUUGCCAUACUUUUAAGCUCAUUGCGGUAAUUUUUGAACAUCUUAAUACUGUGCUUAUCAUUGAUGCAUCAAAUGAGCGCAAGCUGGUCAUUAAGCAGAGUUUAGAAACCAUCCACCAUCCUGUAGACAUUUGCUUUGAUCGUAGCGGAAAACUGUGGAUGUCGGUUGUUGCUCCAGAUAAUGAACCUUCUGUUUACAUUUCAGAAUAUAUAGAUGAAAAGUAUACUGCAUUGAUUUCUACCCACAAUCUGCUGAUGGAUGAAUUGCCGUUAGUCUUUGAAUUUCACAAAUUACGCAAAUGGUCGGGAACUUCAAGCUACCAUGAUCAAAAGAAUGCACAAAAGAAGCAGCGCGAUGAAGUGUUUGCUGCUGGAAAGAAACGACAGAAUCCCAAAGAGGCAUUCAAGCCAAAGAAUGGAACAAUGAAAGAAAGCGACGAUGCCCAGCCACCCAAAAAAAAGACCAAACGAGGUGGAAAGGGAAAACUCGUUUCUGAACAAAAGAAUACACUUGACAAGGUGGAAAGUAGUCCAGAUCCAGCAGUGGUUUAA
This is a messenger RNA of Batrachochytrium dendrobatidis JAM81, 1296 nucleotides long. RefSeq lists its product as uncharacterized. Gene Ontology annotation, biological process: tRNA modification; RNA (guanine-N7)-methylation. Bases 1 to 1296 code for a protein of 431 amino acids. NCBI's taxonomy places the organism in Eukaryota, Fungi, Chytridiomycota, Chytridiomycetes, Rhizophydiales. The record is from RefSeq and is a predicted model, not a curated record. Gene Ontology annotation, molecular function: protein binding. The transcript is spliced from 9 exons. Gene Ontology annotation, cellular component: tRNA methyltransferase complex; nucleus; cytosol.